This is a messenger RNA of Cricetulus griseus (Chinese hamster), 2625 nucleotides long. The record is from RefSeq and is a predicted model, not a curated record. NCBI's taxonomy places the organism in Eukaryota, Metazoa, Chordata, Mammalia, Rodentia, Cricetidae.
CUCAUUUAUAACAGCUUUGCUCAGUUCUUAGUCAAGGAGAAAGGGUAUGAUAAGGAGUUGCUCACUCUGACGCCAGAGGACUGGGAUUUCUGUUGCAAGGGUUUGGCCUUGGAUCUGGAGGAUGGAACCUUCAUUAAACUUGCAGCUGAUGGCACUGUGCUCAGGGCAAGCCACGGCACCAGGAUGAUGACUCCAGAGGAGCUGGUGGAGACCUACGGCAAGAAGGACUGGAGGCACUGUACGACAGACAGACACUGUGCAGCGAACGUCGACAUUCCCUGCUGCUCAGGAAAGUGUUACUUCUAUGAUAACUACUUUGACCUGCCGGGGGCUCUUCUGUGUGCCAGGGUGGUGGACUCCUUAACAAAGCAGAACAGAGGUCAAAAAACAUUUGAUUUUUGGAAGGAUGUAGUUGCUGGUAUACAACACAAUUUUAAAAUGUCAGCCUUUAAGGAAAAUUGUGGAUUCUUCUUUCCAGAAAUAAAGAGAAAUCUAGGCAAGUAUGUGCACCGCUGUCCUGAGUCUGUGAAAAGGUGGCUUCGCCAGCUGAAGGAUGCUGGAAAAAUUACCAUGUUGAUCACCAGUUCUCACAGUGAUUACUGUAAACUUCUUGGCACUUAUAUCCUUGGGAAGGAUUUCGCAGACCUUUUUGACAUUGUGAUUACAAAUGCAUUAAAACCUGGAUUCUUCUCACAUUUCCCAAGCCAGAGGCCUUUCCACACACUCGAGAACGAUGAGGAGCAGGAGGAGCUGCCCUCUCUGGAUAAACCUGGCUGGUACUCCCAAGGCAAUGCUGCCCACCUCUAUGAGCUUCUGAAGAAAAUGACUAACAAGCCUGAACCCAAGGUCGUUUACUUUGGUGACAGCAUGCACUCAGACAUUUUCCCAGCUCAUCACUAUAGUAACUGGGAGACAGUCCUCAUUCUCGAGGAGCUUCGAGGGCAAGAAGUGAAGGCUGAAGAAGCAGAGCCUCUGGAGAAGAGAGGAAAAUACGAGCCACCAAAGGUUAAGCCUCUAAACUCCUUAUCUAAUAAAUGGGGCUCCUAUUUUAUUGACUCAGUCUCAAGACGAGGGAAUGCAGAAGACUCUUUGGUUUAUACGUGGUCCUCUAGGAGAAUCAGCACCUACAGCACCAUUGCAAUUCCGAGCCUCGAAGCAAUUGCAGAGUUACCCCUGGACUACAAAUUUACAAGAUUCUCUACAAACAGUUCAAAAACAGCUGGUUACUAUCCAUUGGUUCAUUAUACCUUGUAUUCUCAAGACACAGACAGUAAAAUAGUAUUUACUGAAAAAUGAACCAACCGUACGUGCAACAGACAUACUGUUGAAAAUGUUAAUUUUCAAAAACUACAGGUGUUUUAUAGGAACAAUUUUUCAAUGAAAAUUGACCAAAUGGGUACUUGUUAAUCUGUCUUUUUAAAAACAUGUAUCAUUUUAUAUAAAUCACUUUAAUGUUUAACAGUUCUUGUUAUAGUAAAAAUUUUAGUAACCUAAACUAGAAAAGAACAUGAUUAAUAUUUUCUAUAUAGUAGUUUUGAGGAUUCUCCCUAGAUGAUAACUAACACAUAUGCAAGCAUAUAUUUAUACAUCUCCUUAGUCCAACAGUUUCCAAGCCUGGUCCACAAACCAGCAGAGCAACAUAGAUCUUCAAAAUGCACAUUUGAGUGCUGUGUUCCAAACUUCCUGAAUCAGAAGUUUCAGGAGCAGGGCCCAGCAAUGGCUUUUGAACUAGCCUACCAUUGAAUGUGGUUCUCAACUGUGAUUGAGACCUAGUGAGUACACCCUGUGCUAUAAAAUAGAUUUGUAUGGAUAAAUACAGCUGAAUAUUCAUAUCUUUCCUAUGUUCAUAUCGAAAAGUUUAACCAGAAUUGAUAGCCAAACACGAGUCUAGUAAAACUCCUUUUUUUUCCCAAGAUAUUGAACUUUUUGCUAUUUCUUUUUUUCUCAAAAUGCACAAAUAAAGAGACACGAUUUCUUGAGAUAAUAUAGCCUUAUCCCUUAGUAUCAAUUUUUCCCAUUAGGAAGAAGUUGAAUUUUUACCUAUUAAACUCAGUUUCAGCUUUGUCCUUGGGAAGAGAGAAUACUAAGUGGCUUAAAGAAGCACUCUGUGGAGUGUUAUCAGUCCACUCCAGGUCAGGGUAGGUGUGUCCUCUGUAGGUUCAGUUAGUUACAUUAGUACCAUUUGCAUCAGAUCAUGUUCACACAAGAUGUUUGGAUUCAGUUGACGUUUGUAAGUUCCUGGCCCCCUUUUGCCUGUUAACCUCACUCUCCAUAAUAGACAGGACUAGAAAACAUUACUGUUAUGUUUUCUUAGAAUUUAGCAUAUUAACAUAUGCACUGAAAAACUAUUUUUUAAAAAUUUGUAAAUGUUCAGAUAGAUCCCAAGUGUACUAUGAGGAUGCAUGUCUCAGGGUAAUUAAAAGGAUAACUUUUUUUCUUAUCAUCCAUAUCUCUGAUGUUGGUCAAUAAGUAUACAUACACAGUGAUGUAUUUGAUAUCCAAAAUGUCAUUUGAGUGUUAUACUGAGCACUCACAAUCAAGCUUAGGGCCAAAUAAAAGAUGCUGUCUAUUGUAUGCUUUAAGUAGAAAUUUCACUUUGCUUUAAAAUAAAGCUAUUUUUCCCUA